CGAUGAAUAAGAAAGGCGAAAGUGUCCACACUGUCAGGGUCCCUCGGUGUGUCGGAGUGUCGGUGGGUGUCCAGCAGCUUUUGUGAGCGAUAAAUGCUAAAGUCUGGUGGUGGUAUUAGUCUGAGGAGCGGCGGGCCUCGCAGGUCCUCCCUGAGCCCCCCGCCCUGAGCGCGGAUGGUCGGGGCCGACGGCGCGAUGGCGGCCCACUCCAGCGAACUGGAACUGGCCAAGAAGAACCUGACCGACGCCAUCGGCGACAACAUCAAACAUUACUGGGCUAAUCUGAAACUGUGGUUCAAGCAGAAAAUCAGCAAAGAAGAGUUCGACAUUGAAGCCCGGCGCCUUUUGGGACAAGAUAAUGUUCACGUUCACAAUGACUUCCUGUUGGCCAUUCUUACACGCUGUCAGAUUAUUGUAUCCACACCAGAGGGCCCUGGCUCACUGCAGUGGACGGGCAGCUCUGCCUCAAAGCCUGGGAAACCAAACAAAGGCAAAAAGAAAUUUUCCUCUGUUCGUCAGAAAUUUGAUCAUCGCUUCCAGCCCCAGAACCCAUUGAGCGGAGCACAGCCGUUUAGUCCGCGUGAGACUCAGGAUGAGGAGGAGAUGAGGCUCAGCGCUCACACGCUGUUACUGCCCACGCGCGGCCAGCUAGAAGCGCGCAUGAUGGUGACCGCCUUCGAGAUGGGCCUGGACAAUGUUACUGAGGAAGCAGUGAGCACUGUGGUCUGCGCUUUAGAGGUCCACUUAAAAGACGUCAUAACUGCUGUGGUGUCACGGAGAAAAGCCUACCGGUUGAGAGACGGACACUUCCAGUACGCCUUUGGCAGUGAUGUCACACCCCAGCCCUACCUCAAAAACAGCCUGGCAGCCUACCAGACUGUCACAGAGUGCCCUCCUCCCAGUGCCUCCUUGCCCGCCGGCCCACCUACCCAUGUGUCUCCAGACGAUGCGGAACAGCAGGCUGCUCUCCUGUUGGCCUGUUCUGGUGACACUGUUCCUGCCCCUCUGCCUCCUAUUGGCAUGUACGACCUACUGGAAGCUCUUCAGGUGCACCGCAGGGUGAUGCCCUCUCACACCGUUUACGCUCUGAACAUCGAGCGAAUCAUCGCCAGGCUCUGGCACCCCAGUCACGAGGAGCUGGAGCAGGACCACAUCCACAGACAGCGGCUGGCCGCCAAGGAGGGCCUGCUCAUCAGCUGAGAGAGGCUGCGUUUACAGAUUCAGGGGUGGUUUAUAGUCCAUCUUUGGAUGACUCUGACAGCCAAAAGCAACACGAACAUGAACCAUUGUUGGUGGACAGGUGCUGCAUAUCAGAUCUACAUGUGUGUCACAUUACUGGUAGAGCUGAUGGUGGAUAUACAAGCACAGUUUGUUUGUGGCGAGUGGACACAGCACUAUUUGCCUUUGUGACCAAGGACUGUUUACCUGCCUUUGGAUACAGGGCGAUGGAAUUGGAGCAUAAUCUGGCCCAGUAUAGCCCUGGGAUUAUGGCAGAUAUGCCAGGAUUAUUGGUUUUUUGUAUUGUUUUUUUAUUCUUCUCCCACACUCUUCUGGAUAUACAGUAGUUCUACUUAAAACGAGAUUUAAUUGGCCUGGGUUUAAGAAAAAAGGACCAUUAAUUUAGGUAAAGAACAGUUUUGUUGGAAGGAUUUUGACACUUAAAACUAGUGAAUAGGGGCCACUUAAAUGGUUUAUUGAAAUUCAGAUUGCAUUGACUCUUCUGUCUUAACUUUAAUUUAAUUAAACAGUAGCUUGUACUAAUACAGUAUAUGUCCAGAAGCUUAUAGACACCUGUUCAUCUACCAUUUCCUCCGAAAUCAAUUCUCAUAUGGGAAGGCUUUACAGAAGAUAUUGUAACAUUGCUGUGAGGAUUUGAUUGCAUUUAGCCACAAGAACAUUAGUGAGGUCAGGUGCUGAUGUUGGAUGAUCAGUUCUGGACACUCCAACUCAUCCCAAAGGUACUGGAUGGAGCUCCAUUACUCCAGAGAAUGCAUUUCCAUGGCUCCUCAGCCCAAUGCUGGGGGGGGGGGCUUCAUACCCCUCUAGCCCCUGCUUGACAUUGAGCAUGUUCUUCUGCACACAACAUUACACAUUUCCACCAGAGAGGUCUCCAAAUCCCCAAAGCUUACAUAGUGCAGCUUUAAAGUAGCCAUAUUCGCUAUUUAGAAGGGCUGGCUGUCAAUGAAAUUUGCUUUCUAUAAACCGUUUGAGUGAACUGAUGAGGUAUUAAAAUCUCUGUUCCUCUGUGAUCUUUCUUGCUCCUGUUCUGACACAGGGGUCAGUUAUGGUUUUACAUGGCUAGUGGACUCGCAGAGCUGCCUCCUGGUGACUUCAGUCAACAGAAGAGGCCCCAGUCAUAUAAUCUGAUCAGCAGGAACUCGGUUUGUGUAGAUAUUUUGCACUUUUGUAAAUAUUUCUGUACCAAGUAAUGUUCUUUUUCCUCUCAAACAAUAAAUGCCAACAAUGAUAAAUGGAAAAACAACGAUAAUCACAUCCAGUGAAGGUUCCUGCAUACCUGGCUUUGAAUCUUAAAGGUUCUAACUGCUUUACAAAUUGAUGAUAAAUGGUAAAAACUGGCCACUUGGUCGGACAUGUUCAGCGUGUUGAACGUGCCAGAACUCCUUUAGUUAACCAGAAGCCCUUAAUCAUUGAGCGUGUUUACAUGCUGUCAAUAAUCCGAUCAUAAUCAGAUUUCUGCAGUUAUUAUUCAAAAGGUCAUGUAAACAGCAAACUCAGAUUUCUUAAAUCGGACUAAAGUCUGGAAAUCUGAUUAAGAAAUCUGGUUAAGCUGGAUUUUAGCUCAGUAAUCAGAUUUCUCAGUGCAUGUGAACCCUUACUCUGAUUUCUUUCGCAUUUCUCAAUCUGCGCAUGUGCGGAACAGACUGCUGUACCUGAAAUAAGCAAGCAGCGAGACGCAGCAAAACACUUUUGGAGCGAGGCAGAAACCAACUACAUUCUCGAUGAAAUUAAGGAUUUAAAUAUUCUUCAUCUUCUUGAUGAUGUAUGUUUGUAUUUUCAGUUAAAGUGGCGUGAUGUUUAAAAAAAAAGCUGAGGCAUGAGGUUUGAGUUUAUUACGUUUACGUCGCGUCUUCUGUGGGUUUAUUGGCCGGUUUCAAAGCAGAAAUUUGAUAACUGUUUGACUCAAGUUUCUCCCUUAUCUGGUUACUGAAGUGUAUGUAAACAUGUUGAUCGGAUUGCUGACAAAAUCUGAUUUUCUGCAAUUAUCGGAUUAUUAAGUGCAUGUAAACGCACUCACUGUAAGUAACCGUGUAUAAAUGAAUGUGUUCUUGAAGACUAGACUGGACUCUCUACAAUGUGAUUGAAAAGGCAGUUUAGAAAAGGCUUUUACAAAAUCAGAAGAACAAUAAUGGCUGAAAAUUGUUAUUUUUUUUUUUAGGCUUUUGAUAAUAAACUGAAGUUUUUGACAACUGAAAUAAUGUGAAAUAAACGUUUAUUUAA
Molecule: messenger RNA, 3459 nt
Organism: Colossoma macropomum (tambaqui)
Lineage: Eukaryota; Metazoa; Chordata; Actinopteri; Characiformes; Serrasalmidae
Gene: tada1
Product: transcriptional adaptor 1
Biological process (GO): regulation of transcription by RNA polymerase II
Cellular component (GO): SAGA complex
Molecular function (GO): transcription coactivator activity
Source: RefSeq, a predicted model, not a curated record